Messenger RNA from Punctularia strigosozonata HHB-11173 SS5, 753 nucleotides. RefSeq names its product NAD(P)-binding protein. The record is from RefSeq and is a predicted model, not a curated record. Lineage: Eukaryota; Fungi; Basidiomycota; Agaricomycetes; Corticiales; Punctulariaceae. Gene Ontology annotation, molecular function: oxidoreductase activity. The coding region runs from base 1 to 753 and encodes 250 amino acids. The transcript is spliced from 9 exons.
AUGCCCAGCGGAGGGAUUGGCAAAGCCACCGCGCUCGCGCUCGCCAAACGGGGAUGCUCCAUCGCGGUGCACUACCAUCGCAACGCCGAGGAGGCCACGAAGCUCGUCGCCGCGCUGGGCGUCAAAGCGGCCGCGUUCCAGGCCGACCUGUCGUCGUACGACGAGGCGCGGUGGCUGCACGCCGAGGUCGUGCGCGAGCUCGGGCACCCUGACAUCUUGUACAACAACUCCGGCAUGACAGGAACGCGGAUCGGGCCCCGGGGAGAUAUCGGCGACAUGAGCGUCGACGAGUUUGAGCGGACGUGGAGGACGAAUACCGGGACCGCCUAUCUGCUGACGCAGCUGUGCAUCCCGCACAUGGAAGAGCAGAAAUGGGGAAGGAUCAUCUUCUGUUCGAGCGUCGCUGCCGGAACGGGAGGUGUCAUCGGGCCGCACUACGCCAGCUCCAAAUCCGCCAUGCACGGCCUGGUACACUGGAUCGCGCAGAGAUACGCCAAAGACGGCAUCGCGAGUACGUGCAACGCGGUGGCGCCGGCGCUGAUCGUCGGGACGACGAUGAUGGCCAACCCGCCGGAUGAACACAAGAGGCUCAUACCCGUCGGGCGGUUCGGUCAACCGGAGGAGAUCGCGUCUAUCGUCGAGCUGCUGGUCCUGAACGCGUACAUGACGAACAAGCGUACACCGUCGGGUUCGACUGAAUCCGUGCCGCAGAUCGUCGUGGGCGAUGGCGGGAUGCAGCCGACGGCGUUUUAA